Messenger RNA from Malaclemys terrapin pileata, 10618 nucleotides. It is a transcript of the gene PRDM16, whose product is annotated as PR/SET domain 16. The transcript is spliced from 18 exons. Gene Ontology annotation, biological process: positive regulation of reciprocal meiotic recombination. The record is from RefSeq and is a predicted model, not a curated record. The coding region runs from base 1 to 3942 and encodes 1313 amino acids. Gene Ontology annotation, molecular function: histone H3K36 methyltransferase activity; histone H3K4 methyltransferase activity; protein binding. NCBI's taxonomy places the organism in Eukaryota, Metazoa, Chordata, Testudines, Emydidae. Gene Ontology annotation, cellular component: nucleus.
AUGUGCGAAGGUGUCCAAACUGACAAUGCUUGGGAGAUGAAGAUAGUGUGUAGCUGCUUCUGGGCUCAAGGAGGAGGAGAAGAAUCCACAAGCCGACAAGAUGAGAUCCAAGGCGAGGGCGAGAAAACUGCCCAAAAUUUCUGUUUCACUCUGGCUUUGUGCAAAAUAUCUGGAGACUGUGACAGUGAGAUUGUAAAUAGUAUGUAUGAGACAGACCCUGAUCUCCUGGCUGGUGAGAGUGCAGAGGAGGAAACAGAGGACAGUAUUAUGUCCCCUAUCCCCGUCGGACCUCCAUCACCUUUUCCUACCAGUGAGGACUUCACCCCCAAGGAAGGCUCACCUUACGAAGCUCCUGUCUACAUUCCUGAUGACAUUCCAAUCCCGCCAGACUUUGAACUCAGAGAAUCCUCGAUUCCAGGGGCAGGGCUGGGGAUUUGGGCCAAAAAGAAGAUUGAAGUUGGGGAAAGAUUUGGACCUUACAUGACAAUACCAAGGACCACAUUAAAGGAAACAAACUUUGGAUGGGAGCAAGUACUGACUGAUCCUGAGGUGGUAUCCCAAGAGGGCUGUAUAAAAAAGAUCGCUGAUGACCUGGGAAAUGAGAAAUUCUGUGCUGAUGCUAAUCAGACUGGAGCUGGAAAUUGGCUGAAAUACAUCCGAGUGGCCUGUUCCUGUGAUGAACAAAAUCUAGCUGUAUGUCCCGUUAAUGACCAGAUCUAUUAUAAAGUUAUUAAAGAAAUUGAGCCAGGAGAAGAACUGCUGGUGUAUAUGAAGGAAGGUGCCUAUUCUCUUGGGAACAUGCCACCUAGUCUGGAAGAGGAGCACACGUUUCGUUGUGAGGACUGCGAUGAACUCUUCCAGUCAAAGCUGGAUCUGCGGCGACACAAGAAAUAUGCCUGCAACUCUGUCAACUCGCUGUAUGAGACGCUGAACGAGGAGAUCAAACAGGAAGGGUUAGGCGACGGGCAGGUCUAUGAGUGCAAAGACUGUGAGAGAAUGUUCCCCAAUAAAUACAGCUUGGAGCAGCACAUGAUCAUCCACACUGAGGAGAGGGAGUACAAGUGUGACCAAUGUCCGAAGGCUUUCAACUGGAAAUCAAACCUGAUUCGUCACCAGAUGUCACAUGACAGUGGCAAACGAUUUGAAUGUGAAAACUGUGUGAAGGUGUUUACUGACCCCAGCAACCUCCAGCGGCACAUCCGUUCCCAGCACGUUGGCGCACGAGCCCAUGCCUGCCCGGACUGCGGCAAAACCUUUGCCACCUCGUCUGGCCUCAAACAACACAAGCACAUUCACAGUACUGUCAAACCUUUCAUAUGUGAGGUCUGCCACAAAUCCUACACGCAGUUCUCCAACCUCUGCCGCCACAAGCGGAUGCACGCGGACUGUCGCACCCAGAUCAAAUGCAAGGACUGCGGCCAGAUGUUCAGCACUACCUCCUCUCUCAACAAGCACCGGCGCUUCUGCGAGGGCAAGAACCAUUACAACCCAGGGGGGAUUUUUGCCCCCGGCCUACCUUUAACGCCCACCUCCAUGAUGGACAAAUCCAAACCCUCACCCAACCUCAACCAUGCCAGUCUGGGUUUCAAUGAUUACUUCCCAUCCCGACCUCACCCCGGGGGUAUUCCAUUCUCGCCUGCACCCCCAGCAUUUCCUGCCCUUUCUCCAGGAUUCCCGGGGAUUUUUCCUCCCUCUCUAUACCCCAGGCCUCCUUUGUUGCCUCCCACCCCGCUGCUCAAAAGUCCCCUCAACCACACCCAAGACGCAAAGCUUCCAAGCCCCCUGGGGAACCCGGCACUGCCUCUGAUUUCCGCAGUGAGCAACAGCAACCAGCCCGUCUCAGGGGAGGAGAAAUUCGAAAGCAGCCUGGAAAACUCCUACCUGGACAAGCUAAAAGCCAGGAACAGCGACAUGUCUGAUGGGAGCGACUUCGAGGAUGUCAACACGACCACAGGCACAGACCUCGAUACCACCACUGGCACUGGCUCUGACCUGGAGAGCGACGCGGAGAGUGACAGGGACAAAAUGAAAGACAAAAGCAAACAGACUGAGAACAAGCCAGAUUUUGUCAGCAGUUCUGUGUCCACCAGUUCCACCAACAAUGUGAACGAGCUCCCCCUUUUCUAUUCUCAGCACUCCUUCUUCCCUCCCCCAGAAGAGCAGCUGCUACCCACAACGGGGACAGCCAAUGACUCUAUAAAAGCUAUUGCCUCUAUUGCAGAGAAAUAUUUCGGCCCUGGCUUUAUGGGAAUGCAGGAGAAGAAGAUAGGUUCCCUCCCAUAUCACUCCAUGUUCCCAUUUCAGUUCCUCCCCAAUUUUCCCCAUUCACUGUAUCCUUUUACGGACCGGACCCUCAAUCACAACUUGCUGGUCAAGGCAGAACCAAAGUCACCCAGGGACCUUCACAAAGUGGGGAGCACCAGCUCUGAGUCUCCCUUUGAUCUCACCACAAAACCAAAAGAGAUUAAGCCAAUCUUGCCACCACCCAAGGUCUUGCCAGCCCCAUCUUCUGGGGAGGAACAGCCACUGGAUCUAAGCAUCGGCAACCGCAUCCGAGCCAGCCAGAACGGAGGGAGGGAGCCCCGAAAAAACCACAUCUAUGGGGAAAGGAAACUAAUGGCCAGUGAAGUACUACCCAAAAUUUCUCAGUCUCAGCUCCAUCAGCAGCCAUCCCUGCAUUAUGCUAAGCCAUCACCCUUUUUCAUGGACCCCAUAUACAGCAGGGUGGAGAAGCGGAAGGUGACAGACCCAGUGGGUGCCCUAAAGGAGAAGUACUUGCGACCUUCCCCGCUGCUUUUUCACCCGCAGAUGUCAGCCAUAGAAACUAUGACAGAGAAACUGGAGAGUUUUGCGGCCAUGAAAGCAGACACCAGCACAUCCCUGCAGCCCCUCCCACAUCACUCCUUCAACUUCCGGUCCCCGCCCCCUACGCUGUCAGACCCCAUCCUGCGCAAGGGCAAGGAGCGCUAUACCUGCAGGUACUGCGGUAAGAUCUUCCCCCGGUCAGCGAAUCUGACAAGGCAUCUUCGGACACACACAGGAGAACAACCCUACAGGUGUAAAUACUGUGACAGGUCAUUCAGCAUUUCCUCUAACCUCCAGCGGCACGUUCGAAACAUCCAUAACAAGGAGAAGCCAUUCAAAUGUCACCUGUGUAACCGAUGCUUUGGGCAGCAGACCAACUUGGACCGACACCUUAAGAAGCAUGAACAUGAGAAUGUGCCAGUGAGCCAGCACUCUGGAGUCAUUACUAACCACCUUGGGACCAGUGCCUCCUCCCCAAACUCGGAGCCAGACAACCAUGCACUUUUAGACGAGAAAGAGGACUCGUAUUUCUCUGAAAUCAGAAAUUUUAUUGCAAAUAGCGAGAUGAAUCAAGCAUCAACUUUAACAGAUAAAAGGCCAGAAAUCCAAGACAUUGAUAGCAACUCCCAGUGUCACGGGUUAGCAAAUGAGAAAACAGAAGAUGUGGAUGAGGAGGAGGAAGAAUUGGAGGAGGAAGAUGACGACAGCCUGACAGGGAAGUCACAGGAUGAAACAGUAUCACCCACGACGGAGCCCCGAGGAACGUUUGAGGAUGAGGAGGAUGAAGAGCCCACAUCCCUCACCAUGAGCUUUGAUCAUACCCGAAGGUGUAUUGAGGAGGAAGAAGCCGGCUUGUUAGAUUUGGAGCAGAUGCCGAAUUUUGGGAAGGGGCUGGAUCUUCGCAAAGCAGCCGAGGAAGCAUUUGAAGUUAAAGAUGUGUUUAAUUCCACCUUAGACUCUGAGACAAUAAAACAGACUCUGUACAGGCAGGCUAAAAACCAGGCUUAUGCAAUGAUGCUGUCCCUUUCUGAGAACGCUCCCCUUCACACUUCUUCCCAGAAUUCUCUGGAUGCUUGGUUGAACAUGGCAGGAGCAGCCUCAGAGUCGGGGACCUUUAAUCCCAUCAACCAUCUCUGACGGGUCGAGAAGGCACUGGUUCAGAGUCGGAGCGAGGAGGUGGUGGUGCUGUGACUGCCCUAUCAGAAAUUCUAGCACGCAGAAGAUGGAUCAGAGGGCCUCAGGGAGUCGUCUGGGCUUUUGGCUGGGAGAAUAAACCUGUCACGUGUGACCUGCAAUUCCCAGAUUUGUAUCUAUCCACAGUCAUUCGUUUCUAAUUUGUUAGAAAGAAACUCUCCAAACUGGAUAGCCCUGAAGCAGCCCUAGGAUUCCACCAUCUCUAAGAAUAGUGUAAACCAUAAGUGAAUUGCAAUGGUGCAAUCAAAUACUGGCCCCUUUACAGUUACAAGACAAUAUAACUGAGCCAGCUGGUUUCUGCUUAUAAACUAAAACUUGAAGUCAUUCGACCCCUUGCCCCCCUCACACACCACAUUCACUUCAGCUGAAUAGCAGUCAUAAGGGGGGGAAGAGAUCUAGAGCUGAUCCAUCCCUGGUAUCAUUCUGAUAUAGUCACCAGAGUUAUACCAAGGAACGGUGAAUUUGACCCAUUUUUCUUAACAUAGCUCUUUGAAAGAGCGUGAAAUUCUGCACCCCCCACAACAGCACUCCUCUUUACACUGCAAAGUGUUGUUGUGAGUCUCUGUUGUGGGAAGCCACGCUCCCCGCCAUGCAAUGUCCAAGCAGGGCUAGCUUCUGCCAAGAGCACAAAUAAUUGGUGCAGAAGGAGCAUUGCUGGGGCUGCUCAUACAUGCACACAAAUACAUAGACAAUGCCCCGUAAGCUCGACCCUAGAAAGCUCCUGUGUAGUUUCUCUCCCAGAGGGUCUUUCAAACGCUAUCUCUUCAGUGUUGGGGAAGAAACCUCUGCCCUGUGCCCUUGUGUUGGUUUGCUGGUGGUUGCUUAUGCCGAGUACCCUGCCAUCAUUUACCCCAUAAUUUUGAUAAUAUGACUACAAAAAAUCUUUGUUUUUAAUAACCUUAUGAGUGCAGCUCAGCUCCUCAAGCAUGUGGUUAAGGAAAUGUAUUUUCUCUCUGGAUCUACAAUUACUUGCAAUUUUUUACGGAUGAUUUUAAAUUGCUUUGAAGUCUCAGCUCUUUUGCUGACAUAAAGCAGCCUCCAGAAAUCCUGUGACAUUAGUUUGUGCUAUUUCUACAUUGUAAUAACAACCUGGUGUUCUAGCUGUGAUUUUUAUAGGUAAAGCUGAACAUAAUUCUGAAAGGGGUUAGAAAUAUUAUAAAGGAUAACAUUGGCUACUCUGACAAUGUUUGUAAUGUGUGUGCUGAGAAAUGCCUAGAUAUGCUGUUACAGAAUCAGGGUUGUCUGAAGGUAAGACAGGUGCAUGCCACCAAGUGACUUCAAGUUGAAUCAGGGGUGCCGCAAACUUGCCCAUCUGAGUGCUGCAUCAGCAACUCACCUAGGAGUCUCCAGAUGCUGUAAGGACCCAAUUCUGUAUAAACCUGACUCUAAGUUAGCAGGAGUUUUUCCACUGGCUUCAAUGGACUUUGGACCAGGCUCCAAACACUUAAAGUGGGUGUACUACUUGUAGUAAGUGCUACACCUAGUAGUCAGUGGUUGCAGAGUUGGGUCAAUAGCUGACUUCAGAGAAACGUCUCACAGUAGUAAACACAUCUACUAGUAAGUGUUUGCGAGAUUGGGCCACUAGUUUAUAUGUGCGGGAACAGACUGCAGCUGCUCUGCUGUUGAAUAUGAAAGAGGAGGUUCCCGCAUGCAAUGCUCCAUCUGGAAGCAAUUGCUCAGAUUACAGUGGAGCAUUGCAUGCUGGGAUUUGCAGGCCUGAUGGGCCACACCUCAUACUCCGGACAAGGUCAGCCAUGAGACUGCAGCUGGCCCCUGGGGCUGCACCUCCGUUUGCCACUGGGGAAGAGGGAAUGAAAGGAUAAUUAGCAGCAUCAAAUAAUUCUCCAUAGUUCGCCUAGGGAAAGACGACAUCCCUCCUGCUAGUUUCUCCACGUCACCAUGUAUAUGUGCCGAAGGCUCUGAAUCCAACAGUGAUCUAUACCCCCCCCCAGUUUCAAAUGUUUGCACAAAGCUCUUGACUAGGUGUAGCCCAAGAACUGACAAUGUCAAAAGAAACCAGUCUCUAAGAGUCAGAUGGAACAUUCCUUUCCCUGGCACGUCUGCCAAUGCUAACAUUACAGUACUUGCCAUUCACUUGGGCUUUAAAUUAUUCCCAUAGGGGCCAAUUUAAAAUAAUAAAAUAAUUGUUUUUUUUUCCUAAUGGAAUUUACCUUAAUCUGUAUAUAACUUGUAAUUUUUUUUUCUAAUUCUUUUCUUAUUUUAUUUCUUCCUUAACAGUAUUUUUUGCAUUGGAUAUCAUUAUUGUGAAGAAAUAAUGUUAAUAUAAGUAUCUAGUGAAGGACCAAAAUUGUGUAAUUAAGGUUGUAUGUUGUAUGAUUGAUAACCAGGGAGUAGAUUUUUUUAUGUGCCAAAUGACCCUAAAUAAUCCUAUUCUUGCUGCCGAUUUUUCCGACAAUCAUGUUUUGUUAAAUUUGAGUUUCAAUUACAUUUGCAUGUAGGAUGUGUUCUAUUUAUUUCUUUUAUUGUUUGGAAAAAAUAUCACAACAAGAAAACAAAAACAAAACAAAAAACCCUUCCAACAUGCCCUUAAUAAAAAACAAAAGAAACAAACUAAAAAAAAGAGAGAGAAAUAAAGCAACAAAACUGUAAAUAAAAACAACUGUGAAACUCCAUAUUGUAGCCAGGAUGGCAUGCAAUGCAGAUGUGCCAUAUUUUGCAGGGGAAAUCAGUGCUUAUUUUUAUAAAGGAAUGGAAACAAAAUCCCAUCAGUAUAAUUUUUGUUAACUAUAAGCAAUCUAUGCCUUGUAAAUACACCUCUACCCCAAUAUAACGCAACACGAAUUCGGAUAUAACGCGGUAAAACAGCGCUCCGGGGGGGCUGCGCACUCUGGUGGAUCAAAGCAAGUUCGAUAUAACGCAGUUUCACCUAUAAUGUGGGAAGAUUUUUGGCUCCCGAGGACAGCAAUAUACUGGUGUAGAGGUGUACCUGAAAUACAAAUCUAGCAGUGUAGAUGGGUAGCUGCAGGAUAACACUGAUUCAGUUGGCAUUUGUAGCCAUUUACAAAAGUAACUGGCAUAAUUACCAGAACUAAAAGGUUCUUCUAAAAAUAAAAUGGUAUAGUACAUAGCGAGGUUGUCAGCAAUAUUAUAUCCCUAAAAUAUUCACUCUUUCAAGAAACAAAAGUACCCCCAAAGAACCUGCAAGGUGAAGUUUCAUCCUGCAAACAUGCUUAAUUUUAAAGUAAAUCAAUGGAACUAUCUAUGUGUUUGCAGGAUUAAUGCUCAGAGGCCCACUCCUAUCAACACUAUCAACGAUAGUGCUUACCACACACUACGCCCCACAGCAAGCACUUAAGCACAGUCUUAGCCUUAAGCAUAGGAUCAAGUCCGUCCCUACUCAGUUAAAACGGGUAAGCCUGUGCUUUGAAGUCAAUGGAGCUACUACAUGCUUAAAGUUAAGCACAUGCUAAUGUCUCUUUCUGGAUUGGAGCAAGAGUGCUCUGCACCUUGCAAGAUCAAGCCCUAAGAGCAGGAGUAGGUGUUUGCAGAGGCCGAUCCUAAGUUUCAUCUGUAAGUAGCUGGCGUGGGUUUGUGAAGAGGGGGUCAGCUUUGCGUCUCCAUGUGUGGGGAUAACUUGCCAUGGUGACCUCAUCUCCAAACCAGCGGCAAAGAUCUUAGAAACAGAAAUGUUAUACAGGCUUUUUUGUCUUCCCUCCAGUCUGUGGACACUGCCCCAUUAUUUGUUCCAUUGUUUCUUCAAAAGAACAAUGUGUUAAAAGCUCUUAAUUCUGCCUGACAAUGAGCAAUAUCUGUUUACUUUCUAGGGACCAGGUUGUGCCACCAUUACGGGGGCUGAGUAGCUGACUGAUUUGAACAGGGCUCAUUGAGGAGUACGUUACCAACCACCCUGAGUAAGGGUGACACAGUCUAGCCCUAUAUUAAGAAGAUGAAAUUUUUUUUAAAUCAUAAAAUGAUUUUUUUUCUGUUUCCUGUUACUUAAAAAACAAAAAAGACCACACUUUGUUUCCUUCCUUUUCUUCUAGCUGGUCUCUGUCCAUUUAAGUAUCCAGACUUCUCUAAACCAGCACUGGCUACACGUUUUAAGAUUUUUUCCAAGCAAGAUAAGCAAAUACAAUGCCUAAUCAAAUUUAUGUUUAUCCCUUAGCCCCUUCUUUAAUUGCACUCAAAAUGUUGCGAUUUGUAACUCAUAUUUUUGGGGCUUUAACAAAAAAAAAUCGCUUAUUUUGAAGGAUGUCUCGUGAGACUUGCUUAUGUCAAGUAUAAAUAGAGGCAAGAAAGAUCCCACAAUCCGAACUGAGACUCUCUUUUAGAACUAGCCAGGUGAAGGAGCUGGGGCCUCUGCUGGAGCUAUGUAGCUCAUGUGCACCCUACACCACUAACAUAUUAUGCUCAGGAACCAAUGCUGUUGAUGUGGUACAUCAAGGGGUGGAGUUAGAGUGAUUUCCAUAAGGCCUGGUAAUUGUUCGAAAUCAAGGGUACCAUCCCAGAGGUGAUUAUAACUAAGAAUUUUGUUGGAUGGGGGCUAUUUAUUUUACCUGUUUUCAUGUCUGCAGCAGGUAGCCAUAUUGCCAUAAUAGCAGGAGGUGAGGAAUGGGACCUGCUGUGUUAUUUUUCAUAUCACCAGGUGGAUCCAAGGAGGUUAUUAGCAGCCUCUGGCUAUGCCAAACUGUUCAGUACUGCUGAAAUAAAACUAUAAGACAGAGGGACCCUUCCUUCUACUUUAAAUUUAGAAAUUUUAUAUAUGAGCGAAUUAUAAAAGCAAAAAAAAAAACAAAAACCAUUCCUGCUACUCCUUUCUGUUGCUGUCUCAGAUACCAGCAUUGAAAAUAAUGCUGUUAAUCACUUGGCAGGUACAGAAUGUUUAAGGUGCAAUGCAACUGCUGUGCUACUGAAUGCGCCAGGUCCAUCCAGGUAGAAUGCACUUGGUCUGUUUUUGGAAGAUCCAGGUAUGUCCAGGUAGAAUGCACCAGAUUUGCUGUUGGACAUCCUAGGCAUGUUCCUGUUGAAGACGCUGGGCUGCUGACCCUCCUGGGGCCUCGUUACAGAAUGCAUCUACUGCGUUGCUGAACAUACCAGCUGGGUCCGACGUGCCAUUACGUCACUGGACGAUCAGAGCCUAGCUGGCACAGCAGCAUGCUAGCAGCAAACCAAACCAAAAGGGUUAAGAGCAAAACACGAGCUGAAACGCUACACUGCAUUCCAGGACAAAUAACAAAGUUACGAUUUUCUGUCUUGCUCAAAACGAUUAGUGGAGCCUCUCGAUUUCCCCAAAACCAGCACUUAGAAAUUCAAUAGUUAUUGAAAACUGCUUCUCUUUCAUUUCAUACGAAGCAUUUAUAAAAGCACUUGCACAAUGACAUAUUAACAUGUUUAGACUCUAAGCAUCAAAGCACUGGACUGUAAGCCCUCUCUCACCCCUCCAGCCUAUUUCAAUCUACUGACUUACAUUCAAUUUUUACGUGCUGUAUUUUGUGUGUGUGUAUGUGUGUGGGGGGGGGAGGGGGAAGCAUCAUGGUGUCGGAACCUGCACUUUGCUGCCUGUUUAAAAACAAGCAGGGAGUGAAACAAUCUGCUCCGAUUUGUGUUGGUAACAUGAGGGCAAAAGCUCUGCUCCUAGUUGAUGGUCAGUAGUGUUUAAAGCCAUGAAACUGUUUCUCUGUAGUGUUGAGUGAUACUGUGAUUAAAAUGUUAUUGCAUUAUUCCAAUAUUUUUUCUUUAUUCUGUCAUUGAUUCUUAUUACCACUUUUGGAAAAGAACGAAAAAGAGAGAAGAAAAAAAAAAGGCAGCUUUGAUUUCCGAAUGUGCAAUUCACGUGUGAACAAAGUAAUUCUGAAAAUAUUUCUCGAUGUAUUUUACGUUCUCAUCACUCUCUUCAAAAGUAAGAGAUGUUUUGCCCUGAUGUCAUUUUCAGCCUGCAGAAGAUGUAAUUUAAAACAUAUAUAUAUUAUGCUUGCAAAAAUCAUAAAUCUGUGCAUCCUAUGUCAUUCCUUCUCCCAUUGUUACAAUACAGAUUUGAUUUAGGGUUUGUUUGUUUUUUUUCCUUUAGAACUGUAUAGUGUUUUGUUUUUUUUAAAAAAAAAUCAAUUGUAAAUGUCUGGUUUUCAUAUGAUGUUUAAAAAACAUUGAGAAAGAGGAUGGUGCUUGUUCCAUAUCAUUCUUGAUUGUAUAUUGCUUCUGUUAUGUUUAUAAGUAAACUGUGCAUGACUUGUGUUUAGCAGUCAUUAUUGUGUCUGUUUGUGAAAUUUUUAUCAAAAAGAAAAAAAAUUCUGUAGAUGCACUUAUUGUAUAUGUGAUUAGGUUUUGCGUCCAAGGCUAGAAGCCUUGAACUGCCAAGGAAGAAAAAGAAAGAGGUGGCAGUUAUUAAUUAAUAUGAAAUCGCUUUGUUGGGAGCAUAAUGAAAUAAAAGAUAUGAAGUGUAGAAAAUAAUUAAAAAAAGCGAUUUUACAAAUUUCAUUUUGAUGCUUGUGAUAAAAGGCAAAUGUAUUUGUGUAGAGAAAAACCUUUAAAAUAAUGAAUAGGAAAGCUGAUUUUGAGGUUAAUGCUGUAGAAUAGGAAUGUAUACCAAAUGUAAUCUUUCCAAUGCUACAAUGAAUUUAUACAUGAGAUUGAUAUGCAAUAAACCUGUGUGCUUUUCUAA